AUGGCUAAUGUCGCUAGAAUGUUACUACAAGUCAGAAAUUCAGAUGGCUACACCAACCCUGCUGAUGUUGCGGCAAUAAAUAGUUUAUACGUGGCAAUGGGAUCACCGACUCUACCUAAAUGGGUUGCCAGUGGCGGGGACCCAUGUGGUGAAGCCUGGCAAGGGGUCUCCUGUGACAACAUGAAUAACAUUGCUUCAGUAACGGUAAAUGCUGCUAAUUUGGAUGGUGAACUGGGUGAUAAUUUGGGAGCAUUUACUGCUCUUAAAUCAAUAGAUCUUAGUAACAAUAACAUUGGAGGGAGCAUUCCAUCCAAUCUACCAGUUACAAUGACAACUCUUUUUCUUUCAGAUAAUAAGCUUACAGGAAGCAUUCCCGAUUCUAUUUCCAGCCUAACUGGAUUGGUAGCGAUAUCUUUGAAUGCCAACAAUUUGUCUGGUGAUAUACCUGAUGCAUUUGAAGGACUAACUGCUCUUGUCAACCUUGAUUUAUCUAAUAACAAUUUGAGUGGGCCACUUCCAUCCUCCACGCAAAAUUUGUCAGGCCUGCGGACUCUCCGUUUGCAAAACAAUCAGCUCUCAGGAACUCUUGAUGUGCUGCAGGAUCUUUCUUUGAAUGACUUGAAUAUAGAGAAUAAUCAAUUUUCUGGACCAAUACCUCAGAAGUUGUUGAGCAUUCCAAACUUCAAAAAGGAUGGGAAUCCAUUCAAUAACAGCACUGCUGUGUCACCUCCACCUACAUCCUCCUCAAAACCGCCUCCUGCUCCACCUUUUUUUGGUGCACCAACAUCUCAGCAGACACCACCAAGUUCUGGACGAACUCCUCGAAAUCAUGCGGAUGGGCCAUCUACAACAGCAGAAUCUACCUCUAAAACAAGCAAAAAAAGUUCAUCUACUAAAAGGGUGGUUUGGAUAUCUAUUUUAGCAAUUUUCUCCUUUAUCGUAUUGGUGUUGGCACUACUCCUGUUGAUGCCAAGGUGCUUUAAACAAAGAAGAGACAUGCAUAGGAUAUCAAAGAGACAUGAAAUAGCUCCUUAUGUUGGGACCAGGGAAAAUCCUGGAAAUGAUGGUGCCCCUGGCCAUCUGGAUCGUCAUGACAAAAAAGAACCUGUGUUGCCAGUUGCAAAGCCUAAAGAAGAACUUCAAACGGGGGCUAGAGAAGGUGGUAUUACUCCAAAGCCACGCCAAGAGCCGGAGACAAAUUUGAAAAAAUGGAGUGCAAUCCCAAAGAGGGAUGAACAUGAGAUAGACAUGAGCCGGUUUGACAUUGACUUAAUGCCUCCUCCGCCUCCCCCACCUCCCCCACCUCCGGCAACACCACCUCCUCCACCGCCUCCCCCUUCACUGCCAGAAAAGGUGAUUGUGAAACCACUCACCACAUCUGAAAAACCAGUCGAGAUGCCUUCAACUAAACAUCUUCCUGGGACUUCUGUAAAGUCAUUCACAAUUGCUUCGCUCCAGCAAUAUACCAAUAGCUUUGCUCAAGAAAAUCUAAUCGGCUCUGGGAUGCUGGGAAGUGUUUAUAGAGCUGAGCUUCCUAAUGGAAAGUUACUUGCUGUCAAGAAACUGGACAAAAGAGUUUCUAAUCAACAGAAGGAUUAUGAGUUUCUUGACCUGGUUAACAAUCUUGACAAAAUUCGUCAUGCUAAUGUGGUUGAAAUAAUGGGUUAUUGUGCGGAGCAUGGCCAGAGGCUUUUGGUUUACGAGUACUGCAGCAAUGGAUCUCUGCAUGAUGCUUUGCACUCUGAUGAUGAGUUUAAAAGGAAACUCUCAUGGAAUGCCCGCAUGAGGAUGGCUCUUGGAGCUGCGAGAGCACUGGAGUAUCUGCAUGAGAUCUGUGAGCCGCCCAUCAUCCAUCGAAACUUCAAGUCUGCUAAUGUUCUUCUUGAUGAUGAGCUUGCAGUGCACAUCUCCGAUUGUGGUUUGUCCUCUUUGAUUACAUCAGGUGCCGUGAGUCAGGUAAUUUUCAGUAUUAUUUUGAAGUUCUUGUUUCAGCUUUUGUAUAUAAAAAUACUGAAGAGGAGGCAAAAAGUAUGCUUGUAGUUAGUGAAAUUAAAUUAGUAAAAUCAGAUGCCCCAUUUAGCUGAAAGUUCAACUUGUGAAUUAGAAAGAGAUUGUUUAUAUGUAGUCGUUACGUUGGGAGGUCAUAAUAUAGAGAGCUAUUUACCAUGGGAAUGUUAUCUUUCACUUUGAGAAGCAGGUAGUCCAAAAUAACAGCUUUUAGAAUCCAGCAGCAUGUCCUAUAAGUUCAGUUUUGUCCUUUUGCAUGAGAUGACGAGAUGGUUUAUUCACACAUGUGAUCAAGUGGCUUUGUAUUCAUUAGGCUUAGCUUUGCCUCAUUUAGUUGGUGAACACAUAAUUUUGCAAUGGAGUAGAUUAGCAUGAAAAAAAAUUCGAGGCAUAAACUACUUGAAAGAUCACAUUGGAAGUGACUUGGCACUUGGGAAAGCCACUUGGGAUUUACCGAAUGUCAUAACUGAAAAUUUGGAGCUUUAUAUUUGCAGAAAGUUUCCCUUACUGACAAACGAACAAGUGUUUCUGGGUUAAAUUUAUAACCUUACACCCGGUCCUAUGACAUGGUCAACUAUUCCCUUUCUUUGUAUGGUGCUAAGAGCCAAUAUGUGCAGUAUUUGCAAUGUAUCCCUUAUUCAGUGCAGCAACCCAAUGGUAAUAAUGAAAUUUCUUUUCUUCUGCCCCGCUGCCUGUACUCACAUAGGUAAGCACUCCCACUUCAAUACGCUCUGCGGCAGCGACUGGCACCAAUAUUGGUCAUCAUUCUAACAUUUACGCUUUGAUUAAAUUGCCAAAAGUAACUUAUUCCCUUGUAAUAAUGAGAAUGAAUUUUGUAGGAAAACAAGAAAAAUUGAUCCUCACACCAUCAGGACUGUACUUAAUGGUUGUGUUAGGUAUAUCAGUGAUCUUGUGUAAAAGAUUAUAGAUACUGUCAUAACAGUUGCUCAAUUGCUGCCUAUUUGAGUUUCGGAUUUGAUUAUAAAGUGAAUUAAACUUUGUGAAAUGACAAACUUUUGGCAUGUCUAAAAGCCUCUUCCGUCUAAAUU
Molecule: messenger RNA, 3056 nt
Organism: Oldenlandia corymbosa var. corymbosa
Lineage: Eukaryota; Viridiplantae; Streptophyta; Magnoliopsida; Gentianales; Rubiaceae
Source: the annotation of a GenBank genome assembly